Messenger RNA from Hemiscyllium ocellatum (epaulette shark), 3168 nucleotides. RefSeq names its product solute carrier family 26 member 11 (gene slc26a11). Gene Ontology annotation, molecular function: secondary active sulfate transmembrane transporter activity. Gene Ontology annotation, biological process: transmembrane transport. The coding region runs from base 374 to 2143 and encodes 589 amino acids. Gene Ontology annotation, cellular component: membrane. The record is from RefSeq and is a predicted model, not a curated record. The transcript is spliced from 17 exons. Lineage: Eukaryota; Metazoa; Chordata; Chondrichthyes; Orectolobiformes; Hemiscylliidae.
UGUGACCCAGAUCCCCAAAAUAAUCCAGAAACUGGAAGAUCUCCUCCAGGAUGUGAGUGUCUUUGGAUGCCCGGAGGAGAUGGGGACCAAACUGGACAGCGGCGGACAGCUCUUGCCUGAAACGCCGAUUCUCCUGCUCCUCGGAUGCUGCCUGACCGGCUGUGCUUUUCCAGCACCACACGUCUAGACUCUGAUCUCCAGCAUCUGCAAUCCUCACUCUCUCCUAGCCGUGGAGGUGACUGCGUUACCCUAGGGAUCCGGACACAGUCCGUGCCAGUGGGAAAAUCGCGUCUGGAAGAAUAGGUGGAAACCGAGACUCCAGGCGGUGCCAAUAAAGUGCCCUGAUCACCCCGAGGUGACCGGAACACCAGCCAUGAGCUCUGUAGUGAGGAAAUUCUGCUCCUAUCACACUCUGAAGAAGAGACUCCCCAUCCUGCGUUGGCUGCCCCAGUAUAGCCUUCAGUGGCUGCGGAUGGAUUUACUGGCAGGGCUGACCGUGGGCCUGACUGUGGUGCCUCAGGGCUUGGCCUAUGCUGAGAUCGCUGGCCUCCCUGUUCAGUAUGGGCUCUAUUCGUCGUUUAUGGGCUGCUUUGUCUACUGCCUCCUGGGAACCUCGAAGGAUAUCACACUGGGUCCGACUGCGAUCAUGUCCCUCCUGGUUGCUUCAUACGCCAACCACGAUCCAGUUUACGCAGUGUUGCUGGCAUUCCUUUGUGGCUGCAUUCAACUGGCUAUGGGCAUCCUGCAACUCGGCUUCCUGGUUGAUUUUAUCUCCUAUCCGGUCAUAAAGGGGUUCACCUCCUCUGCUGCUCUGACCAUUGGCUUUGGACAAGUGAAGAAUAUUCUUGGUCUCCGUGACAUUCCCCGUCAGUUCUUCCGGGAGGUCUACUUCACGUUCUACCACAUUGCGGAGACCAGGCUCGGUGACCUGGUGCUCGGCCUGAGCUCCCUCUUGCUGCUGGUGCUGUUGAAGAUGAUGAAGAACCACCUUCCGAAGCGAUCGCACCGUCUGCCGCUGCUGGACAGGGUGUGCCACGCCAUUGUCCACUUCGCGGGCACAGCCCGCAACGCUGUGGUGGUGAUAACAGCCAGUCUGAUUGCGUUCUGCUUUGAAUGUCAAAACCAACACGUGUUUACUCUGACUGGGAAGUCCACCCAAGGUCUCCCGCCUUUCCGGCUCCCAGCCUUUUCGGAUACAGCAUCCAACAGGACUGUCAGCUUUUCUGAGAUGCUUCAGAACUUUGGAGCAGGAUUGGCCGUGGUGCCCCUGGUUGGGUUUUUGGAAAGUAUUGCGAUUGCCAAAGCUUUUGCCAGUCAGAACAAUUACAGAAUUGAUCCAAAUCAGGAGCUCCUUGCAAUCGGUAGCACAAAUAUUCUGGGAUCUCUGGUUUCAUCUUAUCCCGUAACCGGAAGUUUCGGAAGGACUGCAGUAAAUUCUCAAACAGGUGUGUGCAGCCCUGCUGGUGGAAUAGUCACUGGAGUUAUCGUGCUGCUGUCUCUCGCCUUCCUGACCCCUCUCUUCUACUAUAUCCCCAAAGGAGCCCUGGCGGCUGUUGUUAUUGUUGCUGUGUCCGGUGUGUUUGACUUGAGGAUCGUUGCCACGCUGUGGAGGGUAAAAAAACUGGACCUACUCCCUUUCCUAGCGUCAUUCCUGGGUUGCUUUUGGGAAAUCCAGUAUGGAAUUCUGGCUGGAAUUGCUUUGUCUGGGAUAAUUCUGCUCUUUAACAUCGCCAGACCGGAGAUGAAGAUUUCUGAUUACAGUACAGUUGUGGUACAGUUCCAGAGUGGUCUGAAUUUCCCUGCUGUUGAAUAUGUCAGUGACCUGCUGUACAGGCGUGUACUAGAGGCCUCCCCUCCACGCUGUGUGAUUCUUGACGGUCUCCAUGUCAGCAGCAUUGACUACACGACAGUGAACGGCUUGCGGGAGCUCAUCCAGACAUUCCAGCAGCACAACGUCUCUCUACUCUUCUCUAAUUUCCGGCCCAAGAUUCUGUCGAUACUGACUUCAGCAGAGAUCGAAGGAUUGAGAUAUUUUGAAAGCACUGAGACAGCACUUGGUUAUUUACAUGGAGAUGACCCCACACACGAGCUGGAUGACAGUGAGAAACCGCUACUCAACCAGACCGAGAGACUGUACUCCUAGUCCGAAAGCACUACCUCUCUGCCAAGAACUUGCUGCUCCUCAAACUGUUCAGUCUGAUUAAUGGUAAAAAUAAUACCAUUGGGUGAGACAUUGUGCCCGCUUGGAUCACACAGUGACAACAGCUCCUCAAUGGCAUAACUGACCCUGAAAGGCUUGGACCCCUCCAUUAAUGGCGAUUAGAUUUUUGAACAUCUUCCAAAAAUCUCUUGCUCAGUCUCUUCACGCGAGUGAUUUUUAUAUUUUCCUAUUUUAAAUGUUAACCAAUUGAUUUGUCUGAACCCCAGUGUAAUUUUAUAAUUAUCAUGGUGUUUAGCUUUUUUUUGACCAUUACUAGCUCUGCAUCCAGACUCCAGAGAUUGGAUAUUGAAGCCAAAAGAUGUGAAACUGGGAAAAGGCACAGCAGGUCAGACAGCAUCUGAGGAGCGGGAUGUUUCAGACCGAAACCCAUUGCAGCCUGAAACGUUGACUUCCCUGCUCCUCGGAUGCUGUCUGACCCGCUGUGCUUUUCCCAGCUUCACAUCUACAGACUCCGGCUUCCAGUAUCUGCAGUCCUUACUGCCUCCAUGCCUUGCUCUGGGGAAGCUGAACAUUGCAACGAGCAGCUACUGUUUAGUCAGAACCCGGGUCUGAGCCUCCACUCACUCUCUCUCAGUCAGAGCUCCCAGUCACUGAGUAUAGUGUGUGCUCUUAAACUGUGUGAAUCCUGGCCUCUUUCCAUUCCUGAAGAGUUUAUACUCAAAACGUCGAUCCUUCUCAGAUGCUGCCUGACCUGCGAUGCUUUUCCAGCAUCACACUUCUUGAAUCUUUCUGUGCUGGAUCAGAGUGUAAAUUUCUUGUAUACUGCAAGAUUGUAGUGUCCAAAAUUAUUGCUGUUUGACUGAGGCAGUCCAAUUUAAUAGCUGAAAAUGUGUUGCUGUUUAAAGCACAGCAGGUCAGGCAGCAUCCAAGGAACAGGAAAUUCGACGUUUCAGGCCAGAGCCCUUCAUCAGGAAUGAGGAGAGUGUGCCAGGCAGGCUAAGAUAAAA